Mesorhabditis spiculigera is the source of this 2376-nucleotide messenger RNA. NCBI's taxonomy places the organism in Eukaryota, Metazoa, Nematoda, Chromadorea, Rhabditida, Rhabditidae. The record is from the annotation of a GenBank genome assembly.
AUGGCGACUUGUUCGACAUCCGGUGCUCCACCGGAGUAUGCGAAGGCGCCUACCCUUCGAUCUACCCAGAGCCAGAUGGCCAAUGGGCUGACUGUAGACCUCCUUGCUGCCGCACAGCGAGAGGCCAAUUUCCUGCGUAUGAUCGACCGGAAGGCGCCGCUUCUCUACGAGCCGGAUGUCGUGAAUCAGGCGAUACGGCGCUAUGAGCAAUAUUGGUUACCAAUGCAGGCGCGACACCCCGACAUCAACGUUAUUCCCCCACUGGAUGUUCAUUGGAUAUGGCACACCCAUAUGCUCAGCCCAACACAUUACCACGAGGACUGCCAGAAGAUUUGCGGGAAAGUGAUCGAUCAUAAGCUUCUAUCGUCGGAUGAGAUUCAGAAAAGAUAUGAAGCCUCCGUACGCGCGUGGGAUGAAUAUUGCAGCCCGGAACCGUACGACUUCCUCGCCAGCCCAACCCCAGCCGCCACCUAUGAACUCCAGUCCGGCUAUGACAUUGCCGCCGCCGUACAGCGCCAACGAAACUUCAACUAUCAAGUCUCACUACCACACUAUACGUCGACCAAAUUUCUUUCCGAAGCCGUCCGUCGUUAUAUUCAGUUCCUACUCCUCAAGCAGAGCUACCACGAUCAAUUCCUGACACCGUGCUACGAUUUCGACAUCAUCUGGCACACGCAUCAGGUCCACCCGCUCAAUUAUGAGCGGGAUUGUAUCGCAAUCUUUGGGAGCCUUUUGAAGCAUGAUGAUGGGGUAAACGACCGCUCGAAGGGAAGCAAACUGCUAAAGGGCGAGGCGGUGACGAAAAAGUUGUGGACCACACAUUUCGAUGAAGCCUUUUGGCGACGAGGCUGUAUGUAUCGCGGUCACAACGCGCCGGCUUUUCUUGGCUUCGAAUCGCAGGAUUUGUCGAAUAUCGCCUAUGGAGAUUUACACGUCCCUUCCAUUGCGCUAAAAGAUAUCCCCGUGCAGCGCGAGCAACUGCGGCUAAAACUCUGCUACGGCAACAAGAAGGUGACAACAUUCAACGCUGAUCUCUCCCAAAAACAAGUAACAAAAUCGGGCUUUUCCCUGGUUUGGCAGCCAACCGACAGCUCUUCCUCGGCUUCUAUCGUCAAGUUUCCGUUUGAGAGGAAAUGUUCGAAGGAUCUCUUCGUUGAGCUCGAGCUGUUCGACAAAAUGUUCCUGCAGAAGAAAGACCUGGUCCGGUUGAUUGGGCGCGUCUCGCUAGAUGAUCUCCUCCCCCAACAAACAGCAAAUCGGCGCACAACCGUCACGCUCAACCGAGAGCUUCAACUAUUGGCCGGCGAUUUUCAAGAAACCGCCCUGCAAGUCGAUACUCAUUUGUGGUUCCUCUGUCAGUGCGCUUCAUUGAAUCGGCAAGCCAUGCAACCUGGCGUCACUGUCCAUCUAGCAACACACACAGUAAUGGAUACGCGGGAUGGAACCAAAUUCACCGUACAAGUCGUCCAUUCCGCCCCGCUACUACUGUCAAUGAUCCUGGUGUAUGGCCGAGAGCAACGGCUGCUUUCUAUGGCUCACCUCAUUGGAGCGGAUAGUUUGCCCAGUCGCGAGCAGCUUGAUAAUAACUUGCAAUUCCUACCUCACCUGUCGUCACCAGAAGAGCGCGCCUUUGUCAUUGUCAAUCGCGAGGGAGAUUAUGCGAUUGUGAAAGGAAGAUGGACAGGAUUUGCGAGGAAACAGGAAACACCAAACGUCACCGUAAAAGGCCAAAAAUCGAAGCCCGGAAACCCGGGCCGCUUGCUUGUCGACGCGUUCAAUUUGCUGAAAAACACCGUGCAAAAGCUGGAAGUUCCAACGGCUGAGGGGAGCACGCUUUUUGUCAUUGGAGACGCGCAAGCUCGCCUUCCCGGCAAGCGAAUCGAGGUCCGCUCGACAGCCACCGCCGAGCACAUCGCCGCCGUGUUUUGCGUGUCGACCCUUUUCGUGCUGUGCAACCCGGAUAAAGUGCGCGCCCGGACCGAAGCAACAACCGUCGGCCACCAAGCCCAUAAAUGGCCCCUAACCCUGGCGUGUGGAUAUGGCAAACAACUGCCAUCCAACCGUAUCAUUGCCGCCGGUGACUACGGCGGUAUCGAGAUGGCGCCGUUAAUGGCAACACUAUGUGGAGGAGGCGGAGGUGGAUGCGACGGUGGUGCUUGUGGAGCGAAAAUGGAGCAACAAACAAAAACCCAGCCAACCCAACCAAUGGCCAUCCCUCAAACUUCGGAGAAACCGACGGAAAAGCCCACGUCGACCUGCUCGCUGUUGGCCGACCCAGAGACACGGAAACGCAUUGAAGAGGUGUUUCUCUCACACGCCCAGCUGACGCCACCCGACGAGUUUGGCGUUCGCUACGUCUACGUCGGGGCCCAUGAU